AUGGAUAUGGACGGAGGGUGCGGCUUCUUCGAGGUUUCUGAAUCGUCUGGACUUGCCCCUGAAGAAGACUCAUCCCGAAUACCAUCGUGGAUCUCUGUGGAUAGUAAUCGGAGCAGCACUUCUGGGCCCAGCUACCUGAGCGAAGCGAGCUCGCGUAGCUCCAUCGAUGAUGAAGAGUUGCUUUUCGAGAUUAGGGCUGAGGAGAGUUUGAAGCAGGAGAGGCUGCAGGCUGCCGCCGACUUGGCAGCAUCUGCCGAAUAUCACAUGUUGGUGAAUGAGUUCACCAGCGGCUUCGGAAGUUUGAGUCUCAAUGACGAUUUCCUUCCUCCCCCUGAGGCCCCAAAGUCUCUCCAAAACCAAGUCCCCGAUCCUUCUUACCACCAGACCCAGCAGCCUCCUCACCACGAACAACCUCGCAAUCUUCAAACCAACUCCCAGCCGCCUGCCCCGAGGCCGCAACCCAAGGAACAGCUAGCGCAGUCGCAUCUCUCAGACAACCUUCCCCGAAUCGAGUUGCCUUUAGGUUUCGACGCGAAAGAGAACGCGGUUCAUCACGCCCGCGGCUUUAGUGGUCGCACCAGCCGGCGUCGUGCACCUCCCCAUGCCAUUAACCCUCCUAUGGUUGCGCCACCUCCCAUGAUCCGGUCUGCUGUGGACAUGCCGGUCACGCACAGCGCCUUUGACAGCGACUCGGACGACGACGACCUCGACAGCUCGGGCAAACUGAGAGAGUUCAAGACCUGGCUCGCGAACGAGGCGUCGCCCCUGAGAAACUACUACCACGAGAAUCUCGAGGGGCGGUAUCGGUCUCCGGGCUCAUUUGUGCCGUCCUCGGUGGCACCUCACAUGGUCGCCGACAAAUUGAUAGGGAGCGCAAGGGGCGCCGUGAGCAAAGCCAAGGCCAAAGGUUUCCCACGGAGCUCUAGGAAAGAAUCGCCAAUGCAAAUCGAAUUCAUCGGAGGCGGAAGGGUGAUAUGA
Messenger RNA from Clonostachys rhizophaga, 978 nucleotides. Lineage: Eukaryota; Fungi; Ascomycota; Sordariomycetes; Hypocreales; Bionectriaceae. The record is from the annotation of a GenBank genome assembly.